Messenger RNA from Pieris napi, 2038 nucleotides. RefSeq names its product solute carrier family 22 member 21-like. Gene Ontology annotation, cellular component: membrane. Gene Ontology annotation, molecular function: transmembrane transporter activity. The record is from RefSeq and is a predicted model, not a curated record. The transcript is spliced from 6 exons. NCBI's taxonomy places the organism in Eukaryota, Metazoa, Arthropoda, Insecta, Lepidoptera, Pieridae. Bases 411 to 1994 code for a protein of 527 amino acids. Gene Ontology annotation, biological process: transmembrane transport.
AUCUAUAGCAUAGUGGAAACGGGAUUUUCGUAUUAUUGAAUUUAAGACAAAAGCAACUGAUAGAGAUAAGUAACAAGUAGUAUAUCGUUAUCUGUGAUCUUGUUAAGACCUAGCAACUAAGUAGUUAUUAUUUUAUCUUGUUUGAACAAAGAGUUCUUACUACUUGAUCUUGUAGCUUAUCUAAGGUUAUUGAAAUAAUUCGAGAAUACAUCGCGCAGGUAGUAAGUUUAAUUUAAAUAAUAAUUGUUCUUAUAGGUAAUAAUUUACAUAAAACGGUAAUUUUACAUAAAACGACUGUGAAACAGGAAAAAGUGUUAAUGAGUUUUUAGUUAUUAAAGUUAAUGUUCUUGCUUUCUGCUAGUAUCAUAUAAGGUGCACAAAUAUAGCAAGGACAUCCGAGGUUUGAAUAAAUGGCAGAAGGAGCUGGUCCCAAUUUAGAUGAAGUCUGGAGGAUUUUAGGGCCUUUCGGAAAAUACACUGUUGUGAAUUAUGCCUUCCUGUUAUUUCCAUGUUACUUGGCUGGUAUAUAUGGAUCUGUGUUUAACUUUGAGGCUAUGGAUAUUAACUACAGAUGUGCAAUACCCGAAUGUGAAAAUGAAAACUCAACUUGGAUAGAAUAUGCUAUACCCAAACAGAAUAACAAGUUUGACAAAUGCAGAAGAUAUGAUUAUUUUAAUGAAAGUAACACAUGUGAUCAAUGGUCUUUUAAUCGAUCCUCAAUUAUCAAAUGUAAAGAAUAUAUCUACAGCAAUGAAGAUUCCGUAGUCAAAGAUUUCAACCUCGGCUGUCAAGACUGGAAGAGGACACUAAUAGGUACCAUAUACUGCGCAGGAUUUCUUAUAGCCUUACCAGUAACCGGAGUACUUUCUGAUAAAUAUGGAAGAGUAAAAGCCAUGGCCGUUACUUCUGCUAUGUAUGCUAUAUUUGGAACUAUACGAUCUUUCUCAACUAGUUACGAAAUGCUGAUCGUUUUUGAGUUUUUGGAAACCGCAACAGGAGCAGCGAUGUAUAGCACAGCUUUUGUGUUUGGUAUGGAGCUAGUGCGUCCCGAUGGCAGAGUAUUUGGUAACACCCUGAUGAACUUUGCAUUCAUCCUUGGUUCAAUGUCCCUCUCGCUACUUGCAUGGGUCCUGCAGAAUUGGCGACUAAUGUUGAGAAUCGUAUACGCACCAGCAUUUUUAGUAUUAUCGUACCUAUUUAUUCUAAACGAAAGCCCGCGAUGGCUUCUCAGCAAAGGACGAUGCGAAGAAGCAUUAUCUAUCUUAAAAAAGGCAGAAAAUAUGAACAAAGUAACAAUACCAGAGCAUUUACUGGCAUCAUUAAAAGCAGCAAAGUACGACGAAUCAAGUAUAAAUGACAUGAAAUUUGGAACUGUCUUCACAAAGGUAGUGAAAUCGAGAACAAUGUUGUUAAGACUUGUGCUGUGCUGUUAUUUGUGGAUCACCUGCUCUUUUGCAUACUACGGCCUAUCAAUUAAUUCGGUAUCAUUGGCUGGAAAUAAAUAUUUGAACUAUACCUUUGUGGCCUUUAUAGAGAUACCGGCGAAUAGUUUUUGCUAUGUAGUUUUAACUAAGUAUGGAAGAAAACGGGUGUUGGUGACAAUGUAUGCAUUAGGAGGGAUCUUCUGUAUUGGUCUCACGUUGAUAGCACGUGAUUCUCUUUGGUCUUUAUUCAUCUAUUUAGCAGGAAAAUUCGCAAUAACAGUAGCAUAUAGCACCGUAUAUGUCACGGCCUCUGAGAUCUUCCCAACGAAUGCGAGACAAUCACUUCUUGCUAUAUGUUCCACCACAGGAAGAGCAGGAGCGACAAUGGCGCCAUUGUCUCCAUUACUUGCCCUAUAUAACGACAAUUUGCCAACUAUAAUCUUCGGCAGUCUUGCGUUACUUGCUAGCCUACUAUCGCUAACUAUACCGGAGACAGAUCACGUAACUCUUCCAGACAAUGUAAAAGAGGCCAAGAAGAUUGCUCAAAUAAAGAAGAUUUCGAAAUUAUAGAAAAAGGUAUAAAUUUUAAGAAAUUAAAGGAUGACUUGAAUCUA